AUGGCCGAUCUUCGAGGAUUAAGUUGUUCUGUCUGCUACAACAACUUCAAGUCCGACGAGGUUCAGUUUAUUCCGAGAAAUCUCAUUUGUGGCCACACAUACUGCACAGGUAAAUACUCUUCAUAGUUCAUCCUGUCUUUUAUAAGUUCCUGUUUCAUUUCUGCUCACAAUAUCAAGAAGGGAAUUUCCAGUUUUGCAUAAAAAUACUAUCAAUUUUGUGAAAUCAAGGGGGAGUCGUGCUGUAUAACAUUGUGACUGUCGUGUGUUGAAAUUUGAUACCGUUAUGAAAUGUCUAUCCUCGCGCCUUCGAAAGGCGAUCAACCUCCAAUUUCCUUUUGUGCUGCAAAAUGGAUAAUCAUUUGCCACUGUUCAAAUGGUGUAGGCAUUGUUUUAGAAAACCGGGAAGUAGAAAUAGCCCUCGGUUAAUUUACCUGGAGGAUUAUGCACUAGUCAAUUGCAACCACGAUCCCCAGACCCCCGGGGAAUAGUGGGGAAAUUUACACCAGUAUCCUCGUAACUCAAAGGAUUUACCCCAGGCCCUAGUGACAGAUUCACAUGGUAAUUACCAUUCCCUAAUAAGCUGUCUGUCAACGAACUGCUAUUCAGUUUAAACAUAGGCAUGUUUAACGUGCAUGAGCUAUUUUGAAUUCUUCAGUGUAACCGUACCAAGAAUAAUGAAUUUACUUUUUUCAUCCUAAAUGUUAUUAUAGGCAAGCUAAUUGUGCAAAAUUGGGUAUUGCUGAACAUGAAUGAAUACGUGAAACGCUCAGCUGAGUCAAUCCUCAUGCUGUAUAUUUACCGUCCUCUCUUUCCAUGAUACAUCUGGUGCAAGUUGAAUUUGGUUCAUGCAUCAUAUCCCUCCUCCAUACAAAAACAACAAAAAAAUAUAUGAACUGACACAUUUUAAAAACUUUGAGAUACUGAUCAAAUUGAGUUCAUCAACUCAUGACAGCGAUUCACAUAAUGGUCUACAAAGCAUAGGUUCAAAAAGUUAUUUUUAUGCUUAUGUAUCAAAUGUUCAAAGCCAAAUUUGUUAAUUUUGCCAGCUUCAUAUACCUUUUUGGACAAACACGUAACAACAAUAGAGACACAUUGUGUUCAUGGAUCUAUGCGUUUCCGUUUCGUUUAAAUUUGUUGCAUCAGUUAGUAAUGCUUGGACCGAAACAGCUAUAUCAUAAAAAGCAUAGCCAAGAGAAGGUUGGGAAGCAGUCAGCAACAGAGCGUCAGGUGAACUACUGAGGAGCGCAGUACGGGUCAGUCACAGCAGGACGGAUCUCCAUGAUCCAUGUCUUUUCGCCAAUUUUAGCCAUAAUUAUGCUAAAACUCAGAAUAGUUUCAAUAAAACAAAUUUAUCCUAUCCAAAUUGUUAAUUUUUCAGGAGGUGAGUGGCUGAAUUGCCUUUCAAACUCUGCUAGGUUGCAUCAACAGUUAGCCAGGUCAAAGCCUUCAUGAAAGCUUGACGUCAUCGAUAAUGGUCCACUUACUCCCCACCACUCCCCAUCCCGGGGAUAGACGUGUGUAGCUGUAAAUUUUGGUAAUUUCCCAGGGGCUAGUGCAAGAAAUGAAUGUAAAAUCAACGUAUUUGCCCCACUAUUGCCCCGUAAAACCCCCACUAUCCCCAAAGGUUUGGGGGUCGGGGAUGCAAUUGACUAGUGCAUUAUGCCCUGGGGCCGGUUUCUCAAAAGUCCCGAUAAUUAACGGGCCCCUUAAAGCUGUUGUUGUUUACAUUCAAGAUAGAAGUUUCAAUAGUUUUGCAUCUAACUUGAUAAAACCAUCAGUUAAUGAAACAAAAUGAAGUAUUUUGCUAGCCAGGACCCGUGCUCUUAUUCUUUUUAUUUCAAUUUGAAUAUUUGAAAUUGGGCCUGAAAAGUUAUCGGGACUUUGGAGAAACGGGCCCCUGGGCCAGGUUGUUCAAAGCUGGGUUAAGAUAACCCAUGGUUAGUGCGAACUUUGAUUUCAUAUAUGAAAGCUUAAAAAGCAAAUUCAGUGUAAUUCCUCUUAUCUUCAUUUUGACAUUUGGAUGCUCUAAAAAGAAUAAAGAAAAUGAUAUGAGAAAGUGCUUUUGAAUAUCUGCAUUGAAAAAAUCGAUGUGAAAUGCUGGUUGGUGGAGAUGACAUUAGUAAUGACGUCAUUUCCAUCUUUCACAUGGUUUCAAUGUUUGUUUACAUUCACACUUGUUUCCGCUUUGCGCUGAUUGGUGGAAAUCUGACAGCUCAGUCGACGUGGUGCCACAGGGGAAUUUUGAGGCAAAAUUCAAGUUCCAGAGACAUGGUUGCAAGCUCUCUUUCCUUUUCCUGCCCUGCCCCCAGAGUGCCCCAGAGAGCUUGCUCACAGGCUAAGAACCCCUCUGCAAGCAGAGGCUGCUAGUGGCGUGACAACAGCCCAAUAUUCUAUGUUGACAACAGCCCAAUAUUCUGUUGUAUUUGCAAAAGUUUAAUCACUUGAUUUUUGAGGUCCAGUAGGCAUCAACGUCUUUUGACAAUUUUUAAUCUUUGUACAUAUUUUUGUUAUAUUUCCCUGGAUUUUGGACUGUAAUGCAUAGUUCCUUUUCCUCACUGUGCAUGUACAUUUUGUGAAAGAUUAGCCUCUGCAGGUUGGGUUGCGACUACAUGUAGUCCCUAUGCUAUUCUGUAUCUAAAAUAAUAAACUUUUGAAUAGAUCCCAAAUAUGCUAACCUCUGGAGAUCUAAAAUCUGGAGAUUCUAUCUUUUGCUUUUUCCACCCUGAAAAAUAUCAAUUUAUCCUAUACUGCUUAACCAAAUCAUUGGAAUAAUAUUUCUUUUUGUAAGUAUAGGUAUCUUACAUGUAUCUAAUCCCCAGAGAUGUCUGAAAAGUGCUUUGCUUAGGGUUUACAAAUGUCUGUCAUGAAACCCUUUAAAAAUUUUCAUUUUACUUUCUUAUUUAGCAUGUCUGAACAAGCUAGCAUUUCAAGCACGUAACCCUGGUACAAUCUGCUGUCCCACGUGCAAAACAGAAACACCUCUAUUUCCACGGACAUUUGAGAGUGUCAGAAAUCUGCCAAAAAACUUUGGAGUUCUUGAGAUUCUUGAGAGUAAAGAAGAAGGUCAAACAGAAUCCAUUCAGCAAGAGAAAGAGAAGAACAAAUACCUUUGUCCAGAACAUGAUGAAGCACUAAAAGUCUAUUGUUACACAUGCAACUGUUUAAUCUGCAUUUACUGCCAGGUUCUUAUAUUUGUGUGUUUGGUAAAUUAAGUGUUAAUUGCUUUAAGUUGUCAUUGCACAAUAUGUGACAAUAACCCACAUAUAUUUUCUUCGCAAGGCCUUUUAGACUAGGUCACUGUUAUAGUUAGACGAACAAGAAAUGUUGUUGGACACACAUUAUAGUGACUCUUAAUUUCUUUAAUCACUAUACAAAUGUUUGUUCUUCCUGGUUAUCACGUUCAAUAGCAAGGGGGAUUUCACCAGACAUUUGCAAAAUUUUAGCUGCACAUUUUCUUCAGAUGAAUGUUAUUUGCAGCUCUACAUGCACUUGCUUGAAUCUAAACAUGAAAAUUAAUUUAAUCAUGUGAGAUUACUGACAGACACUUAUAUAAUUACUAUAAUUACAUAAAUGAUUAUAUAAAUAAUAUGAUAAUUAAUGCAUAGUUAAUACAAAGUUAGUAAAUUUAAUAAUAUACUGUAUGAUACACUCUUUUUAGGUAUAUGGAAAACAUGCAGGCCAUCGGUGUGAGCUGGCUACUGAUAUUGUCACAACAACUCGAGAAGAGCUUCGCAGCUGGUCUAAGAAAUUAGCUGACAACUAUGACUUAAUUAAAAAGUCAAGGAAAAAAGUCAUUGAUACCAAAGACUCCAUUGUAACCACACAGCAGUACUUACGGAACAGGAUCAUGAAACACAUGGGAGUGUUAAAUGCCUGUAUGAGGCGUCGUGAAGUGAUUUUAAAGUGCGAUGUUGAUGACAGAACCAAGAGCAAGUUGGAGCUACUUGAUGCUCAAGAGAGGUAUGAGUUUGUAACAGAAAGAUGUUUUAGUAACUUGGUUUCUUUAAUUAUCAAGUUUAACCUUUGUGAGGAGGCAGAUUAAACCCUUGUGAGGAGGGUAUUUGGUGUCUGGAGUCCAUGAAGGUGCCAGCUGUUGGGAGGGCAACUGCAUCAGAGUGAAGCCAAUGACUUCAGGCCAAUAUAAACAGUCCCUUCUCCCCAUUCCAGGACAGACCACACCCUGCUAGGGGGUGUUCUGUUUCAACAGCAGUGUGGGUUCUUUUACAAUGUACACUCCCUUGGAAUUGAUAAGAAGGUUUAUGGAGCUAUAGGCUGUUCACAGUGCCCUAUUUUUCUUUAAGAUUAUCAAGAUUAAGCACUUUGCAUUAGGGCGGCCUUUGUGGUUUCAAACGUUUUGAGUUUAGCCUCGAGGUGAGUAUCAAAUCUACAUAGGGGCAAAAAACCUGAUGCCCCCUUGUAUGAAACCAAGAUGGUCCCCCCUACCGUUAAGGGCUCGAUCCUGACAAUCUUAAGAAAAAAUAGGGGACUAUGACCAGUCUAAAGGAGACAAAAACAACAGCUUAAUGUCACUGUGCAUGCAAUGGCAUGAUCAUCUAAGCUGAGACAAAGUUGCAAAUCACAGCUUGCAUGAUUUCACCAGUUUUUUAAAGAACCACAGUUGGUUGUCCUGCUGAGUUUUGAGCUCCCAAUCAGCAGACCAGUUCUCUUUAGCCGAGGUAACUGGGUGGCAGUUUAAAGACAAGUAUUUAACAAGCCUACAUGUAGCUGCACCCUCCCCAUGAAGAUAGCCUGCAUAGCCAGAUUGUUACUUAGCACAAGCAAAGUUUUGGUUUUGGUUUGGGGAGGAGAGGCUUUGAAAUCCCACCAGCCCAAAGACUAUGUUUUUUUAAAUGGUUUGGUCACUGCACAGACAAAAAUGUUUGAUUGGCUGAGAAUAAAACACAUGAAUCAAAUGCUUUUUAAGAGCCAACAUGUCUCCCAUGGGAAACAAAACCAAUCAUAACAUUUCUUAAUUGCUAUGUUUUACCCAAGAUGUUACUGUAUUUAAAACGUAUUCACAGUAAAAUGUCAGCCACUGUUGAUCGAGGACAGCUUAUGGAAAGCUCAAAGAGAAGGCAAAAGUUUGCUAAAAAAAAGAGUAGUAAGCGGUUACUAACGAAGUGCCAUCUGGCAAUCAUCUAUUUGCUGCCGGCUGCCAACUGGUUUUUGUAAAAUUACCAUAAUCAAGAUCUUCACUUUGGUGAGGAAAGAAAUUGUGUCUGAGAAUACUUGUACUAUCACUGUUUGACCUUUGAAAAUUAAUCUCAUUAUAUAUGGAUGACCAAAUAGCCAAAGUGAGUCAUUAAAUUAGAAAGCUAUGGAACUAUCAAGUGUCAAAUCUGAUGCAGUUUCUUUAUUGUCAAUAACAUCAGAAACAAGUUCUUUGUCAAAACAUAUGGUGAAUGGCGAUAAUGGCAGCUUUGCUGCCAAAACUCUUACACAGGCAAAAAAAAAAAACAAUUCCGCCAGCUACCCAUGCUAACCUGAAGAAGGAAAAUGGCACCAUUUUUUCUUCUUGUGGAGGAGGUCGUGGCUACAUGUAGGCUGUUAUUCGACAUUGUGGGGGGAACGUUUGCAAAGCUAUACUAAACUGUUAUUGCCAAAAGGUUUGUUAGGCCAUGUGUGUUUUUGGUAAUUUUUGUCUCUUUUUUGUUCUUUUAGUCUAAUGUCAGACAUUGUUAACAAGUGUGAGGAAGCUUACAACUUGAUCCAAAGGUGUCAAAACAAUGAAAGUGCUUUGGUUGAAGAAAAGAUUAACGUUCGUCGACUCACCGAUGACGUGUCAGCUUUGUUAACCAAAUGUGAGCUGGAGCCUGUUGAAACAAACAACCUCACUUACUAUUUUGAAUACGAUAUUCAAUACACCCUGGAAAAUACCAUUGGGGAAAUAAGAUUACUAAAGCCAGGCCAGAAAGGUUGGUUUAUAUAGUGUUUUUGCAUGUUAUACAUUUUCAAGGUUAGUGAAUUAAUUUUGUAAAAAGAUAGGGAAAUUUUUUUAUCUGAAAGGACUCCUAGGAAUUUUAUUCUCAGGCUGCCACAGGGUUUGUGAAGAUUAUUUUUAGAAAAAUAUUUCGUAGUUGUCUGAUUUUGAUAGUCCAGAAUCUGUCCAUGAAAAAAUGCAAAGAGAUCAAAACGGUAGCUUAGAAUCUCAGUAUGUUAUUAGUAAAGAAGCAGAAAUGCAAUACAAGGUCAGUCAAGAUCAUUAAUACAUGUAUGUCACUCAGGUGCGAAUAGACAGUGAUUGUUUUGUUGUUCCUGUGAGUAGCAAGGCUGUACAUGUAAUUUGUACUGGUUACUAUAAAAACCCUGAACCAGGCUCUGCACUGGGGGAAAAAGGUGAAAGAAACUGACAAGCAAAGUGAACCAAAGAAGGAGUCUGAAGGAUAUGAACUCUUUCCUCUCUUCCCUUGUCCAUUGCUCACCUCGCUUCUUUUUUUGUUGUUUUUUGCUGUUUUACCCUGUUUUUGCCUUUUUCCCCACUACAGAGCCUCGUCCCAGACUGGUUACUGUCUUAUUAUACAGCUACUACAAACAUAGACUUUGAUAUACUUAUAGGAAGUAUUAAUUUUGUCACUUUUUAUGUCUUUUUGUAAUUGUAGAGGAGCCUUUAGCAGGACUUAACAAACAUGAACUAUCUUUAAAGAAAGAAACUAAAGAAGCAAGUUCACAAACAGAUUAUUUUCAUGGAGGUGACUCGGAUGGGGAGCAUCCUUUGUUUGAAAGCUUAUUACACGGACUACAAGAAAUAGUUCAAACUGGACUAACGCCGCCCACCCAGUCCUGGGAGAACAGCCCAGCACUAGAGUUACAUGUGCAUGAAACAGACAGUUCUGAAAGCAGUAGCUCAGAGUCUCAUGACGAGGAAAUAGGUCAUUGUUGAAAUCAAUAGUAUUGUUACUGGGCCUCUUUUUUAAUUAUUGCUUGCAACCAUAAGCAAGGCAGCUUACUCACUCCUGAAUAUCUAUUUUUCACUCCACUUAUUUACUUCCACAAUGGUCCGAAUACUUGUUGACGCUGCACCAAAGUAUGGCACUGAACCUAUGCAAUAAUUUUUUGGUGAGGCUCCACUUUCAAGCUAGGGGAGGCACAUCUUCACUCCAUCACAGAAAUCAUACCAAAAUCACUGUUCUGUGGGUAAACAGAAGCCCUAUCCGGUAUGAUUUUCAUGGCAGUGCAAAAGCUAUCGGGUAUGGUGUGAAAAUAGCCUCACUCGAAUAUGUAUGAGGUCGAUUUUGCAUACUUUCUGUUGACUUUUACUGGUGUAUCUCCAAUUAAUAUGUCAAAGUGUGACUAACAGGAGCGGAUCCAGGAUUUUUUUUCAGGAGGGGGUGCACUCGUCUCUUGCUCUACUUCAACACCAAUAAACCACAUAGUUUCUUUUUUGCAGAAUACCAGUUGUAUUAUAAAACCGCAGGUCAUCUCGGGGGGGGGGGGAUGCGCACCCCCUGCACCCUCCCCCUAGAUCCGCCCUUGACUAAUGACAUUGUCUUGAAUUUUAUAAGAAUGAGAGAUACCAAUUGCUUUGCAUCUGAUGUUAUUGUUUUAUUUUCUGGCAUAGCUUAAGCGUAUUUAAAUAAGAAUGUGUGGCAAAUCAUCUUAUUUUCAUUAUGUUUUCGGUAGAUGAUGUGUCAGAACAUUCAGACAUUGUUGAUAAUGAGGAAGUAGAUGGUGUCAGUGUAGGUGAUGAAGAUAUUGAUGAAGAACUUGAGGGAGCCGUGGGAGGAGCCAUGUUAUUUUCUACUCCAGAAAGACAGGAAUCGCAAGAAUCACCCAACCCGGAAAGGAACCAAACAAGCUUAUUGGAUGAGCUACAGAAAGAAAUAGACAGGCUACACUUACUUAACCCCGGAGGUAUGUUUCUUCACUCGAGGCAGUACACCACUUUAUCAGAAUUACCUUGACCCUUUUUGCUUUUAUUGAAAUUCAAAUUCCUUCAAGUCCCAGAGGGUGGAGAGGGGUAUGGGACUUGGAUACCCCCAUAGGAGAGUGAGUUCAGUGGAACCCCACUCUACGCUGAUCCAUCCAUAACGGACAUUUCAUUUUCCCCGACAAAAAGUUACCUGUGCAUUGUCUAUUUAUUUUGUGACAAUCGUGCUAAUUGCAGACAUUGUACUCAGUCAAAAUGAUGACAGAUUUCCAUCAGUUCAUUCGAUAUUGUUACUUAAAAACAGUAGCAAAAUAGCGUAACAUGUUUGAAGUCCGUCUUUUUUCCCGUGGUUGACCCUUGUAAUGAAGUCCUUAAACAACGGUUUUUGCCUUCUACUUUACAAGUUUGACUUCCUUGGCAUUAUGUAGCAGUCUUUGGUCCUACCUGUCUUCCUCUUUGCCUGUUUUAGUCUUAAUAUCAACAAAUCAUGUGUCCAAGAGGUUUUUUUCUGAGAGCCCGCUAAAAUAUUGACACCCAGAUAAUAUGGACAUUAUGGCGUGCCCCCUCGAAGCCCGUAUUAACUGGGUUCCUCUGUAUUUCAUAAUAAAUGGCACCUACUUUGAAAGAAUUUGGCACAUACAUAGUUAUAACUUUUUACAAGAAAACGCUAAGAUGUGGUUUAACUUUUCGUCCUCCUGUACAUCGUAAAGAUGAGGUUGAAGGUGCAAACCUUAAGUUGUAUUUAGGAUUAUAUGCUGGCACUCAUAGAUUAUGCAGACAGUGCACUUAUUCUCCCAAGGCUCCAUUUCUAAGCUUUUAAAGACACUAGAAAAGAACACUUAAAAAUGUAUUGUCCAGUUUGCACCCAAGUUACAUUGAUCUUCUAGUGAGAACCUUGACACACUUCUAUUUUAAAUGAGAAAUGCCACAAUAAUCAUGGUACCUUUUGCGAGGUAAGGUCCUUCUAGUAGGAACCGUUUUAGGCGCCAGAUCUUAAUUGAUUACCGUAAGAAUUGUUGAACUGCUUUUAAGAUAUUGAGCCAGAAUGACCUGUACCAUGUUGAACAGAAUUUGCAUUUCCAAGCGAAAUCAUUUUAUUACAAAAAUAAUUCUAUAACAAAUGUUAUUCUAGCAGGUGAUUUGUUUGGUGAAGAUGUUCUUUUGUUCACACUUCAGGUGAGGUUGUUUCCUUGGUUGACGAAUCACCUGAAGGAAAUACUGCAUCUCCUGGUUCAGAAGGUAUGAACUUAGGCACGAUGAUGAUUACUUUUGUCCCUUUAAGCUUUGAUCUACACCGUGUUACAUGCCAGGGGUUACUGCACAGGGAUUCAACCCCUUCCUUUUCACAUUGUUGCCACUGUCACUUCUUAAAAUUAAUUUUAUAACACAAAGACGGAUGAAUAAAAAGUAAAAUGUCAUAUCCUGUGUAUUGUUGGUACAACUAGGCAGAUGGGAAACGCUAUCUGUGUAUUGUAACUUCUACUUGUACUGAUGCAUAAUAUUUGUUCAUCGCCAAAGAGGAACGGUCUUUCUGAUACCAAUUAUGCCCUCUUUGAAACUGUGCUGGUACAACUUUUGUAUUCAUUCUUUGCAACAAUGUGAAAAUUAAAUCAUGGGCUUUCACGUUGUAUUUUUCAGUUGAGGUUGCUGAUGGACCGAGCCUACCAAGAGAACCUGAAGAGCCCGAUUCUCUGCCACUAAUCCGAACCUACCCCCCGUCAGGACACCAACCCCUUAGUUUACCUUGCUUUGCAUCCCUCCCUGGACAGUCCGCUGUGACCACUGACAGCUUCAGCCGCGAGUUGACACGUAGGGGCAGAAAUAAGUGCUCUGUAGUAAACUGUCGGAACCCAGCCUCGUUAUCCCACCUGAAGUGCAAGCACUGUUGCCGUACCUUCUGUCUAUCGUGUUCUGUUCAAUUAUCUCCUUGCCCAAAAAAUCGGCUUGGUUCGCAUAGUUUUGUGCCAAACUUUUCCAAAACGCAUCUGCCAAGGUCACCGAAGAAGAGAGUGGAGGUAAAGAAGGCGCCCAAAGAAGAGGUGUUCCCCUGGGAGUGCAAGCGUUGUACUAUGUUGAACGGGCCCCAAGUCUUAGUGUGCCUUGGAUGUGAGGCACUGCGAGAGACUGAGGCCCAGGAAGGGCGCAACGUAUGUCCCAUGUGUACCCUGGUUAAUGAGCCCGGCAAAACCAAAUGUGAGCUCUGUGAAACAUUGCUGGUCAAACAGGAAGAACAAAGUUCACCUGAUGACUAAAAACAAGUCUGUUGUGAAAGUGUGAUAAUAAUUUGUGAUAAAUAGAGAAAACGUUUUGAUUGCUUCCGCUCAGGGCGCUUUCUAAUGGUGUGUCUCUUACACUUUUCUCUGUUUUCGAUGUUGCUUAAAGGGGCUAUGACACAAGCUAUAUGCUAUCUUUAAAAAAAGAAAAACUAAAACGUGUCUUUGCACCAAUUAAAUUCCAAAAGUAAUGGUCCAGUUUUCUUAUUCAAGGCCACAUUGUGGCAUUGAAACUGUUUCCUGUCUUGUGUUGCAAGGGAUGGCAAAGAUGGAAAUGGAUUGUAACUUGAAAAUGUUGGGCAAACCUUUUCAACUUUUAAUGUUAUGUCUGCUAAUGUCACCAAAUAAAUUAUUUUAGUUCGUGUCGUCCGAGGAAAUCUUAUGAUAUCUCAUAAGUCUGCAGCAACAUUUUUUGUAUGGUGAUGACUUUGACCUAAAACAGCAGUAUCCUCGUAACGUAGCCCCUUAACCCUUUAAGCCCCAAUAUUCACAUACAAAUUCUCCAAACUGGUGUCUAUACACUUCUAUAAAGAAUAAGUUGAGAGAAUUUGAUAAGAGAUCAAAGCCUUUUCCUUCAGGUGAUUAUUGUAUUAAUUCUCACAACCUAUUUUCUUGAUUGUGUAUUGAUAUUGUUAAGGAGAAAAUUGAUGUUUGUCACUCUUGGGAGUUAAAGGGCUAACGCUGUUCGUUUGAAGUUAAUUCCAGAAGAAACGCUAAGGGUGUGUAGUCUGUCUAUUUAUUUUUGUAGUUUACCGGUACCAUUCUGUAGUUUGAAUUAAGGUUUUGUACUUUUUUUAAAGGAUUGUUUAGGCUUACGUCCUGGCUUACGUUUGUUUCUUUUAGUUUUGUGGAAACUUUGCCAACUCCUUUAUUGUUGGAAUACCCUGUAAAGAAAUCCAUGUAUAAUAAUAGCCUGUGUAAAUAUGUAGUUAAAACUUUUCCAGAUGGUUUGUAUAGCCUGCGUAGCAACUUUCUCGACGAACUCGCGCGGAAACGCUUGCUACGUGGUUUGACAGUCCUUGUAACUUACGAACAGUCUUUAGGUAAAGUAAAAAUGCCG
Molecule: messenger RNA, 11200 nt
Organism: Porites lobata
Lineage: Eukaryota; Metazoa; Cnidaria; Anthozoa; Scleractinia; Poritidae
Source: the annotation of a GenBank genome assembly